Brassica napus (rape) is the source of this 3334-nucleotide messenger RNA. Its product is annotated as glutamate receptor 2.8-like. The transcript is spliced from 5 exons. Gene Ontology annotation, molecular function: glutamate-gated receptor activity; G protein-coupled receptor activity. Lineage: Eukaryota; Viridiplantae; Streptophyta; Magnoliopsida; Brassicales; Brassicaceae. Gene Ontology annotation, biological process: G protein-coupled receptor signaling pathway. The record is from RefSeq and is a predicted model, not a curated record. Gene Ontology annotation, cellular component: plasma membrane. Bases 341 to 3118 code for a protein of 925 amino acids.
AAAGAAAAAACUAUGCCACUGGAAUUACUACAAAAAUAUUAUUUAUGUAAUCAUAGACUUGGAAAACUUGUAGCUUUGCUUUGCAAAGAAAUUCUGCCUGCCUCGUAUUUCAAAUUUCAUCUGACUUUUUCCAACCCAUUUUUAUUGUCCUUUAGUUUUUUUUUGGGUCAAAUUUGUCCUUUAGUUAACAGUAAUGUUUUUAAUAAUAAUUCUUUAAGACUUCUUCUUUUAGAACCAAUUUUGGGUUCAAGACUCUUUCAAACCAAUUCAUUCCUCUAUAUAUAUAACAGAAAAGGGAAGUUAAAGAAUCACAUAAGUAUUUGUGUCCUCAAAUCUUGUGAUGAUGACAAACAACACUACAGAAAAUCGUAACAACUUUCUUAGUUACUUUGUUCUGUUCCUUUGGGGAUUUGUAGUGAUGGAUGUUGGUUUAGGACAACACACAACGAGUGAUGAAAUAAAAGUAGGAGUAGUUAUUGAUCUCAAAACAAACUUUUCCAAGAUCUGCCUCACUUCAAUUAACAUGUCGUUGUCUGAUUUCUACCAAACUCAUCCUCAUUACCGCACAAGACUUGCGCUUCACGUCAGGGAUUCUAUGGAAGAUAUUGUUGAGACAUCAGUUGCAGCUUAUGACCUAAUCAAUAACGAGCAAGUGAGGGCCAUCAUCGGACCAAGAAGCUCUAUGCAAGCCGAGUUUAUGAUUAAACUGGCCAACAAAUAUCAGGUACCAACCAUCACUUUCUCAGCAACGAGCCCUCUACUUAAAACUAUCAACAACCCUUACUUCGUCCGAGCCACUAUCGACGACUCAUUCCAGGCUGAAGCCAUUGCGUCCAUUGUCAAAUCUUUUGGGUGGAGAAGCAUCGUCGCCAUUUAUGUGGACAACGAGUUGGGUCAAGGAAUCAUGCCCUCCUUGUCAGAGGCUUUAGAAGACGUGGAAGUCCAUAGAAGUGUGAUCUCUCCAGAGGCUAGAGAUGAUCAGAUUCUAAAGGAACUUUAUAAACUCAAGACAGAGCAGACAAGGGUAUUCGUUAUCAACAUGGACUCAAGUCUCGGAUUCCGGUUUUUGAAGAAAGCUAGAGAAAUAGGGAUGAUGGAGGAAGGGUAUGUCUGGUUACUAUCAAAUGGAAUGACCCAUAUGAUGAGAGACAACGGUCGUAGCUUAGAGACUAUGGAGGGCUUGCUAGGUGUGAGGAGCCAUGUCCCUCAAUCUAAAGAGCUUCAAGAUUUCAGUUUGAGAUGGAAAAGAAAACUAGAGAAGGAGAACCAGGCGAGGGAUAGUACAGAGCCUAAUGUUUUCGCAUUAUGGGCGUAUGAUUCGGUCACUGCAUUGGCCAUGGCGGUGGAGAAAACAAACACAAAGACAUAUAGGAGGACCUACGGUCCACAUCUUCUAGAGGCUCUCUCGGAUGUAGAAUUCAAGGGGUUAGCAGGAGAUUUCAAACUCAUUAACCGGCAGCUCGAGUCAUCAACUUUUGAGAUAAUCAAUGUUAUUGGAGAUGAAGAGAGGAUUAUCGGAUUCUGGACACCAAGCAGUGGACUGGUGAAUGCAAAAUCAAACAAAACGACAUCAUUUUUAGGCAAGAGGUUUGGGCCAGUAAUAUGGCCGGGGAACUCGAACGUUGUUCCAAAAGGUUGGGAGAUUCCAACAAGCGGGAAGAAGAUUAAAGUGGGCGUUCCAGUAAACAAAGGAUUCCUCAAUUUUGUGGAGAUAAAGACGGAUCCAAUCAGUAAUGUAACCACUGCAACGGGUUAUGCCAUAGACAUCUUUGAAGCUGCUCUUAAAGAGUUGCCAUAUUCAGUCAUUCCUCAAUACGGUUUCGAGGCUCCAGGUGAUAACUACAAUAAUUUGGUCUAUCAAGUCUAUGAGGGGAAGUGGGAUGCAGUUGUUGGAGAUAUAACAAUCACAUCGAACAGGUCACGGUAUGUUGAUUUCACGUUACCGUACACAGAGUCUGGGGUGUCUAUGAUUGUGCCGGUGAGGGACAACAAGAACAAAAACGCAUGGGUGUUCCUAAAACCUUGGAGCUUAGACCUAUGGAUCACCACCGGUUGCUUCUUCGUGCUCAUUGGAUUUGUUGUGUGGUUGUUCGAACACAGAGUCAACACAGACUUCCGUGGACCUCCUCACCACCAGAUCGGCACUAGUGUCUGCUUCUCCUUCUCCACCAUGGUUUUUGCCCACCGUGAGAAGGUCGUAAGCAAUUUAGCAAGGUUUGUGGUGGUGGUCUGGUGCUUUGUGGUGCUUGUGCUCACUCAGAGUUACACAGCGAAUCUCACCUCUUUUCUGACUGUACAAAGUUUACAACCAACAGUCACAAAUGUGAAAGAUCUCAUCAGUAAAGGGGAGUCUGUAGGGUACCAAGAAGGCACAUUCGUCUACGAUCUUUUAAGAGAUCUGAACUUCCCUGAAUCACAGCUCAAGCCUUUUGGUUCUGCCGAAGAAUGCGACGACCUUCUGUCCAAAGGGACAUCAAAAGGUGGUAUUGCAGCAGCUUUUGACGAAGUGCCCUACCUUAAGGAUAUCGUUUCUGAAUACUGCUCCAAAUAUGCAAUGGUUGAACCUUCUUUCAAGACUGCUGGUUUUAAACCUUCCUUUAAGACUGCUGGUUUUGGCUUUGCAUUCCCCAAGAACUCGCCUAUGACAGGAGAUAUCUCAAGGGCUAUCUUGAAAGUGACUCAAAGCAAAGAAAUGUCACUCAUAGAGAACAAGUGGUUCAACCGUCUUAACCUCGCUAGUGAUUGUCCUGAUCAAGAUACCGCUGAUCUUUCAUCUAACCGCCUCAGUGUCAGUAGCUUCUGGGGACUGUUUCUGAUAGCAGGCGUUGCUUCCUUUUUGGCACUUUUCGUCUUUGUAGCCCUCUUCUUGUACGAACAUAGGCACACACUAUGUAGUAACUCCGAAGGUUCCAUAUGGAGAAAGCUAAAGUCUUUGUUCAGAAUCUUUGACGAGAAAGACAUAAGGUCGCACACUUUCAAGAGCAAUGCGGUUCAUAAUGUGAGUUCACCUAUUACGCCGUGCACUCCGAGCCCUUCGAAUGUGCAGAUCAGACCAUUGCCACGAAGCAUGUCAUUAAACAGGGAGUUUGAGCUAAGAAGAGAGCAUGUUUAUCCAUGAGUGAAGAAUGUUUCAGAGCGCACCCAAAACAUGAUAAACAGGGAGAAUCUGAUAUUGAGUUUGGAGCUGGAAGACAGAGAGAAGUUAAACAAACUCCCUAGCAAGUUACACUGUAAAGUAUCAACUUAAGUUGUUAAUAACUUAACGUAUGUAAGCUGUAUUCAUUGUACUUGAGUUGAUAUUAAUAUAACUCAGUGGUGUACACUUGAUGCAUUC